Molecule: messenger RNA, 2974 nt
Organism: Porites lobata
Lineage: Eukaryota; Metazoa; Cnidaria; Anthozoa; Scleractinia; Poritidae
Source: the annotation of a GenBank genome assembly
CGCGAAUUUCAAGAUGGCGGAUUCAACGAGGUCUUAUGGCAAUGAACUUGAUCAUCCAGAAGUUCUUUCUAGAGAGAGACUAAUAGAAAUUUUAUGCGAGAGAUCUAUUCUUCUUCAAGAUCUUGUUGACUUAGAAAAAGGCGAUCUUGUUCAGCUCUUCUAUAGAUAUGUCACACCUUUACCUCAGAGACUUCAUCAGCUCCGUAGGGCAAAACGAGUGGCACCAUCUGGCAAAGAACGCGUCACAUCACAGGGCAGAAAGUCUAAAAUAAUACGGUUGACGAAACGGUAAGAGUUCUUUUAACAACGAAGCUGGAGAAAAAUGGUGAUAUCAUCAGUUCACCAUCACGGCUUUAUGUUGUCGGCGGCCACAGUGAAUGCCUAUAAAAAGCAGAAAAGUUUGAGUUGUUUGACAAAGCUUGCGUGGGUCACAUACAUCAAUUUCCAGUCGUUUCACCAGAAAGUCGACAGCAGUUCACCAGACUGACUUCAAUUUGCCCGAUGUCAUUAGCUUGUUGCAAUCAAUCGUAUUUGCGUAGAAACCUUUAGAAUUUCAAAUUUCUGUGCUUACCAGCCUUAUAAGGUGAACAAAGGACAAAAAUUAUUGUACAGUCGAAGCUCUCCUUGCGACAAUAGGCCAUUUGCAAUAAGAGGUCAAGUGACAUCAUUUUUAUGAAAAUGAAAGUUAUCUGAUUUUGCUUUCGAAAAACUAUAAGUGAGUCAUAUCUUAAACAAAAUAAUAGUGAUUUGGUUUUUCAAACCCGCACCAUUUUCUUAAAAUGGGUAAGUUCAUAGCUGGUCACGUGACCAAAAUGUGAUUUUUAAAAUUAUGAAUUACCUCUUUCUGAACACAAAUUUUGCACUUAAACUUCACGGAAAAUGUUGAAAAGAUGAUGUGCACGUGGUAACGUUUACAGCACAUCUGAGCAUAAGUAUUAAACGUUUAACAAGAUAUAAGCAAAAAGUAGUUUUGGCAGCCAUGUUGGAGGCCAAGAGUAUGCCCUCCAACAUGGCGGCCAAUGCAAAUGAUACUACUUUGUUAAAAAAUCAAACUGGCGUACAAUAUCUCCCUUAAAUAUGUUUCCUCUCAACUUUCGGGUGUAAGAUAAUCUUUAUGAGCUCUGUCAAUUUUUGGCACCAGCAAGAUUCCAACUUAUUGUUUAAAGGAAGCACUGGUCACGUGAUCUCUUAGUGCAAGUGGCCUAUUCUCAUGAGCAAGCAGCCAUAGUUUCAACCAGUGUUGUGAAAUGCCGUUUGAACUGACUUAAGCUCUGUAAUGAAAAGCUCUCAUAACGAAGCAGUGUGCAAGGAGAGUAGUGUCCAAUAGCCUGGGGCUAGUGGAUUUUGCUAUCGGGCUAGUGAAUUCUGUUUUUCACUUACGCGACGGGCAAGUGAUGCUUUUUGAGGAAUUCAAAUAACAGAAGAACUGUGAAAUCAAUUCUGCUAGUCAAAAAGUUUUUGGGGCUAGUUGAAAUGACGUCUGAGCUAGUAAAUGCCAGCUUCAGCUCGCCCGAAUGGCAAGUCAGUUCAGUCAACUCGAGUUGAUUAGAGACAACUAAAACAACUUGCCAACUUUUGUAAGAUUUAGGAACAACUUGAUUAUAGGGUUUUGUUUAUCAUUAGUUUCAUGACAGUCACUUAGAUAUUGUGCAUGUCAUUUAGACCAAAUUGUUAGUUUUUGGUGAUUGGCGGCGCAUCAUGAAACAUCCCUCAUUAUUAGGUUCAGUACGUUGUAUCCUAGAUAAACCAAGGAAACUUGAUAGGCUUCAUCCAUCGCACUGUUACGGCAAGAGGUGAAGAUAUUGGCUCUCUCUUUCUGAUUCUUUUAGGGGAACCACUAGUCUGAAGAAAUAUAGACGUUUACUUUUUUCCCAUAGCUAGUUUCAUAAAUUAGGUGCUUACUAUUACUGCCAGUUUGUGUUUUUAUGUUAAUAUGUUUUUUAAGUGUGAUGUAUUUGUAAUUCAUCUGAGAUACUAGCCUUUGGCUAAUCUAAAAUCCGAAGUUAAAUAAAGUAAUGUAUGUAUGUAUGUAGAGGCAGGUUGCAGUAACAGUAACAGCUGAUGAAGUCAACUGAUCAGCUGAGUUAUAGUAUUGGCACAGAAAACACGUGAGUAAAGGACUAACUCAGAUAAACAGAAGAUUCGGUCAGCAUAAUCUGCAUGUCAUCAUCAUGCAUAGUCCAACUAAGACCAAAGAGAAACGUUCAAUCAGUAUGGGAACUUAAGUAUAUUGAGUAAAUCUUCAAAAGUUGGCAAGUUGUUUUAGUUGUAUCAAAUCAACCUCAAGUGGAUCAAACCAAUGUGAGAUAUGUAUAGAAUUAACUUCAAUUUGUAUUGAAAUGACUUGUUACUAUCAAAACGACGGGUUACCUCCAUAAGCAACAGCAGCCAAAAAUGUAAAAUGGUCUAUUGAGGUUUGACUGUAUUUCACACAAAAACUUAAUAUGAAUAGGGUUGAAUCAUGUACAUUGUAUGCAUAAUAAUAAAUGUAUGGGACUGAGUGGGAAUCUUACCACAUUAUUUGCAUUUUCUGUAUAAGUUAAUAUGAGGUUUUGUAAAACAGUGAGCGUCCUUGUAAGUGAUGUUUUUGUAAUUUUCAUUUUGACUGCUUUUAAUCUUUUCUAGAAAAUCUGAAGAAACUGUGGAUGGCACUGUCAGCAAGCUAGCAAGAACAGAAUGUAACAUAAUCAAAAUUAACAAAAGGCCUGCAACUUCACCUGAGUCAAUUAACAAAGGAAUAAAUUCAGUUUCUAUUAAUUCUACAUCUCCUACACUGGACUCUGCAUCUGGGCACAGAAACAGUUCAUUAAACAAUGCUUCUAAACCAAAAGUUGUUAAGUUGAACAGGAAAACAUUGGGACUUAACUUGAAUAAAUCCCUUGAGCCAGCUAUGGCAAAGGUGGAUAUUAAUUCAACUUUAAAUGGUGGAGCACAAAAGGUAAUAUACCUGAUCUUUAAGGGUUGUCCUUAUUAA